Messenger RNA from Talaromyces marneffei, 777 nucleotides. RefSeq lists its product as uncharacterized. NCBI's taxonomy places the organism in Eukaryota, Fungi, Ascomycota, Eurotiomycetes, Eurotiales, Trichocomaceae. The record is from RefSeq and is a predicted model, not a curated record. Bases 1 to 777 code for a protein of 258 amino acids. The transcript is spliced from 4 exons.
AUGCUCUCGUUUGUCCCCGUCUCACUUGUAGCGACUGCCACUCUCUUCUCUGCUGCGCAGGGAAUUGAAAUCCUGAAGCCCGCCGACGGCGACACCGUCGACGCAGGCAACGGCUUCGACGUUGUCUGGCUCUACACCUCCGCCGAUCCCAGCGACUGGGAGAUUUUGCUCGCCAACCCAGCUCCUACAAAGCUGCUCGCUACCGAUGUGAUCGUGUCCCCUAUUUCGGGUACCGCCACCUCAACGGCCACCCACCACAUCCCUUCGGUCACUGGCAUCCCAGAUGGAAACUACCGCGUUAUCAUGGACCCCCGGAAUAAAGGCAUUGGCGCAUUCCCCGGGUCUGGUGAAUUCACUAUCGUGAAUGGUGGUGCUGGAUCUACCACCACCACCGGUGCCACUACUGGAACGACGACAUCUACAGGAAUUGCUCCUUCCACUCCAACUCCCAAAUCUACAGGAUCUACAACCUCCGUAACCAGCAUCCCAACCGGCGCCACCGUUAGCUCAUCCGUUUCCGUCCCAACCGGAUCUAACAGUAUCAUUACCACCUCCACCAGUUUCUCAACCUUCACCUCUGGAUCUGUGACUUCAUUGAUCCCUGAAUCGACCAUUGUCAAGACCAUAGUUGUCCCCGCUAGCGACGCCGCGAGGACCAGCACUGGAUCGGGUACUUCGUCACCUACUAUUGGGCUUGCCGCUGGUAGUAGCACUAUUUCGUCGGUUGGAUUGUUGGGUAGUGUUGUUAGUGCUAUUUUGGGUAUUUUCAUUCUUUAA